Molecule: messenger RNA, 1622 nt
Organism: Salvia hispanica
Lineage: Eukaryota; Viridiplantae; Streptophyta; Magnoliopsida; Lamiales; Lamiaceae
Source: RefSeq, a predicted model, not a curated record
UCGCUUCAAAAAACUGCGUCUCCCUCGUAAUUCUGUCUCAAUAGUUAAAAAAACUAGUUCAAGAUGGCCGAAGCAGAGGAUAUCCAGCCACUUGUCUGUGAUAACGGAACUGGAAUGGUGAAGGCUGGUUUUGCUGGAGAUGAUGCUCCACGAGCUGUGUUUCCCAGCAUUGUAGGCCGGCCCCGCCAUACUGGUGUGAUGGUUGGUAUGGGACAGAAAGAUGCAUAUGUUGGAGACGAGGCUCAGUCGAAGAGAGGUAUCUUGACUCUGAAGUACCCUAUCGAACACGGUAUUGUCAACAACUGGGAUGACAUGGAGAAGAUUUGGCAUCACACAUUCUACAACGAGCUGCGUGUGGCUCCAGAGGAGCACCCCAUCCUCCUCACUGAAGCCCCUCUUAAUCCAAAGGCUAACAGGGAGAAGAUGACUCAGAUCAUGUUUGAGACAUUCAAUGCUCCUGCCAUGUAUGUUGCUAUCCAGGCCGUCCUGUCCCUGUAUGCCAGUGGACGAACCACUGGUAUUGUGCUGGAUUCUGGUGAUGGUGUGAGUCACACUGUCCCAAUCUACGAGGGUUACUCCCUCCCACACGCCAUCCUUCGUCUGGACUUGGCCGGGCGUGACCUUACUGACUACCUGAUGAAGAUCCUGACUGAGCGUGGUUACUCGUUCACCACCUCAGCAGAGCGAGAAAUUGUGAGGGACAUGAAGGAGAAGCUCUCCUACAUUGCUCUGGACUACGAGCAGGAGCUCGAGACUGCAAGAACUAGCUCCUCUGUGGAGAAGAGCUUUGAGCUGCCUGAUGGGCAGGUUAUUACCAUUGGCAAUGAGCGUUUCCGUUGCCCUGAGGUGCUCUUCCAGCCUUCCAUGAUCGGUAUGGAAGCAGCGGGUAUCCAUGAGACCACCUACAACUCCAUCAUGAAGUGCGACGUGGAUAUUAGGAAGGACCUCUACAGCAAUAUUGUUCUCAGUGGUGGUACUACUAUGUUCUCUGGUAUUGCUGAUAGAAUGAGCAAGGAGAUCACCGCCCUCGCUCCCAGCAGCAUGAAGAUUAAGGUUGUUGCCCCGCCUGAAAGGAAAUAUAGUGUCUGGAUUGGAGGUUCCAUUUUAGCAUCUCUCAGUACCUUCCAACAGAUGUGGAUAUCCAAAUCCGAAUAUGAUGAGUCGGGUCCAUCCAUUGUCCACAGGAAGUGUUUCUAAGCAGAUCAUCUCACAAGGUUUUUGGCACUGGAUCUAUUGGUGGUCAAAACCAAGUUUCGGAUUUUUAUUUCAUUAAAGAUGGUAACAGAGUUGUUUUUUUUCAUUGUUCCUAUUCUUUGAUUUUUUUUCUUUCUUUAGUAUGUUUCUCCAAGAGCUACAGCUGGUAAAAGUUAGAUGAAUAACUCGACGUUCCAGUUGGAUUGAGAAAGACUAUCAUCUUGAGCUGGUACUAGGAGCGCACUGUAUACUAUCGCUACAACUCAUGUCGCGGUCUGCUGGUUUUCCUCAAAUCUGCAAGGGAUGCUAUAGUAAUAAAUUAGGAUGGAUUUGUACUCUUUUAUGUUUUAUUUUCAUCUUUUCGCUUGUAGAUUUUGUUCCCGAUGCUUAAUAAAAUGUGUGUUGUUUCAUUGGCAAAAACUGCUGUU